Molecule: messenger RNA, 486 nt
Organism: Paramecium pentaurelia
Lineage: Eukaryota; Ciliophora; Oligohymenophorea; Peniculida; Parameciidae
Source: the annotation of a GenBank genome assembly
AUGAUAAACGAUAAGAAAAUCUAAGAUUAAACUACUACAAAAAUCUUACCUGAAGAAAAAUUUGACAUUGAUUCCAUUACUUAAUAAUAAUAAACUCCAAGCUUAAACAUUAAAUGUAAUAUACAUGGAAAAAAGAUUAUUCUACUGAACUUAGAUCCUAAUUAAGUUUUUCAUUUUAGAAAAGUUUGUAUUGACUGCAUUUGUGAAAAUGAUCCGAUCAAAUAUACAUCCUUAAAUGAAGCUGAUAAAAAGAUGGAAAGAAUAUAAAGGAUAAACUUAAAAUUUCAUAAAAGAGUAUAUUAAAAAGAAUAUUUUAAUAAUAAUAAAUUUUUAUAAUACUAGAAAAUAUUCGAGAUAUAUUUUAUUUAUCCAAAAUAAUUAUUAAUUUAUUUAUUUUAAUGUAAAUAUUCUUCUUGUUUAAAUGAAUAAAUUAAUAAGUUAAAAAAAUUAUAUUACCUCAUCGUGAUUUAGCAGAAGAUAAAUUGA